Messenger RNA from Scheffersomyces amazonensis, 708 nucleotides. RefSeq lists its product as uncharacterized. Gene Ontology annotation, molecular function: protein binding. Bases 1 to 708 code for a protein of 235 amino acids. The transcript has 2 exons. Lineage: Eukaryota; Fungi; Ascomycota; Pichiomycetes; Serinales; Debaryomycetaceae. The record is from RefSeq and is a predicted model, not a curated record.
AUGAUUCGUUUAGUCUGUAAUAAGUUUUGUAGUUUUAUUGCUGAAAUAUGGUCCAGAAAUGAUGCAAAAUCUACCACUGCAUGUGUGAAUUCAUCUUUACAAGCACCGAAAUUAAUCACUAGUUUAGAAUUCUUACCUGAUGAAAUAUUGGUGGAAAUCAUAGAUUACUUGAAUCAAUUCGACGUGUUAGCUUUAUGUCUUGCCAACUCCAGAUUUCACUCGUUAUGUAUGAACAAGUUAUUCAAGAGAGUUUUAUUUAUAAACCCACAAUGGCAUCAGAUAUUACAUUGUCGAAAAUUAAAUACACUCACUAAUACAAAUUACACAAUUUUAAACAAAUUCGAGGGUAUUCCAUGGGAUAAAUUUAAAUUCUGUAUGGGGGAGGAGUUUGAUACCGAUAUUUAUCAAGAGGGUCACGACUAUUACGUUAGAAUUGAUGACUACAAGGAACCUAUACAUCCAACUGAUCAAUUUAAUCAAAUAUCUUAUCAAUUAUUGUGGAUUAGUUUACGUGAUAUUUCCCAAGCAUAUAUUGAUCGUAUAAAAAAUACGAAAAUUAUAGGUUUGUUCAAGAAAGUUGCAUGUUCAUUAGUUGAUACAACUGUUGAAAUCUUAGACCAAUUACAAGGAACCUUUGUUAAAGUUAAAUCGUUGAUCCUUGAUGAAAUAUAUGCCAAACAUAAAGACACUUGUUAUAAGAAUAGAUGA